GGGUGGGGCUGGAUGUUCCGCAGGGCCGAAGGCCCUUCAGUGGCCGGGAUGAGCUCCGGGGAGGACGGCGGCCUGGGAGGCCUGGGGAGGGCUGCGGAGCUCCAGGGAGAAGCCGCGGAGGUUAACACCAAAGAACAUCAGAUUGGUCUCGGGGCUCCAGUUUCUGAAGCUGGAAGAAGCCAGAAUACUUUCCAACUAGAACAAGAAGUGAGAAACCAAGAUAGAUUCAUCUCUACACUGAAAUUACAGGUUAAAGAUCUCAAACAGACAAAUCAUGACUUGGAAGAAUAUGUUAGGAAACUCUUGGAUAGUAAAGAGGCGGUAAGCACUCAAGUAGAUGAUUUAACCAACCACAAUGAGCAUCUUUGUAAAGAGUUGAUUAAACUUGACCAACUAGCAGAGCAAUUACAAAAAGAAAAGAAUUUUGUGGUGGACACUGCCGACAAGGAACUUGAAGAAGCAAAGGUUGAACUCAUUUGUCAGCAAAAUAAUAUAACAGUAUUAGAAGAUACAAUUCAAAGGCUUAAAUCCAUAAUUUUAGAGACUGAAAAAGCACAAAAUACAUCUCCUUCUAGACUUGAUUCCUUUGUCAAGACUUUAGAAGCAGACAGAGAUUAUUAUAAGACUGAAGCUCAGAAUUUGAGAAAAAUGAUGAGAAGUAGAUCUAAGAGUCCAAGACGCCCAUCGCCAGCUUCCCGGGCGCAGGAAGAAAUUGCUCGACUUCGACGAGAAAUGAUGAAAAGCUGUAAGUCUCCUAAGUCAACCACAGCACAUGCUAUUCUUCGUCGGGUAGAGACGGAGAGAGAUGUAGCCUUCACUGACUUACGAAGAAUGACCACAGAGCGAGACAGUCUGAGGGAAAGGCUCAAGAUUGCUCAAGAGACAGCAUUCAAUGAGAAGGCUCACUUGGAACAGCGGAUAGAGGAGCUGGAGUGCACAGUCCACAACCUUGAUGAUGAGCGCAUGGAACAAAUGUCAAACAUGACUUUGAUGAAGGAAACCAUAACCACUGUGGAAAAAGAAAUGAAAUCAUUAGCAAGAAAGGCAAUGGACACCGAGAGUGAGCUUGGCAGACAAAAAGCAGAGAAUAAUUCUUUGAGACUUUUAUAUGAAAAUACAGAAAAAGAUCUUUCUGAUACUCAACGACAUCUUGCUAAGAAAAAAUACGAGCUACAGCUUACUCAGGAGAAAAUUAUGUGCUUGGAUGAAAAAAUUGAUAAUUUCACGAGGCAAAAUAUUGCACAGCGAGAAGAAAUCAGCAUUCUUGGUGCAACCCUCAAUGACCUGGCUAAAGAAAAGGAAUGCCUGCAAGCGUGUCUGGAUAAAAAGUCUGAGAACAUUGCAUCCCUUGGCGAGAGCUUGGCAAUGAAAGAAAAGACCAUUUCAGGCAUGAAGAAUAUCAUUGCUGAAAUGGAGCAGGCAUCAAGACAGUCUACUGAAGCCCUGAUUAUGUGCGAACAAGAUAUUUCCAGAAUGCGCCGGCAGUUGGACGAGACAAAUGAUGAGCUGGGUCAGAUUGCCAGGGAGAGAGAUAUCUUGGCUCAUGAGAAUGACAAUCUUCAAGAGCAGUUUGCUAAAGUCAAACAAGAAAACCAGGCACUGUCCAAAAAGCUGAAUGAUACUCAUAACGAGCUCAGUGACAUAAAGCAGAAGGUCCAGGAUACGAAUCUGGAGGUUAACAAGCUGAAGAACAUAUUAAAGUCUGAGGAAUCUGAGAACCGGCAAAUAAUGGAACAACUCCGAAAAGCAAAUGAAGAUGCUGAAAACUGGGAAAAUAAGGCCCGCCAACUAGAGGCAGAAAACAAUACCCUCAAACUGGAACUUAUCACCGCUGAAGCGGAGGGCAACAGAUUAAAGGAAAAAGUGGAUGCCCUUAACAGAGAAGUUGAGCAACACCUAAACGCAGAGCGCUCUUACAAAUCCCAGAUUGCAACUUUACACAAGUCUCUUGUGAAGAUGGAGGAGGAGCUUCAGAAGGUUCAAUUUGAAAAGGUGUCUGCACUCGCAGAUUUGUCUUCCACAAGGGAACUCUGCAUUAAACUUGACUCAAGCAAAGAACUUCUUAAUCGACAGCUGGUUGCCAAAGAUCAGGAAAUAGAAAUGAUGGAGAAUGAGCUGGAUUCUGCGCGCUCUGAAAUAGAACUGCUCAGGAGUCAGAUGACCAAUGAGAGGAUCUCCAUGCAGAAUCUUGAGGCUCUGCUGGUGGCCAACCGAGACAAAGAGUACCAGUCUCAGAUAGCACUACAGGAAAAGGAGUCUGAGAUCCAGCUGCUGAAGGAGCACCUUUGCCUGGCUGAGAACAAAAUGGCCAUCCAGAGUAGAGAUGUGGCACAGUUCAGAAAUGUUGUAACACAGUUAGAAGCAGAUUUGGACAUUACAAAAAGGCAACUAGGGACAGAACGAUUUGAAAGGGAAAGGGCUGUCCAAGAACUUCGCCGCCAGAAUUACUCAAGCAAUGCUUAUCAUUUGGGUUCAAUGAAGCCAAAUACAAAAUGUCACUCACCAGAGCGUGUUCACCAUCGAUCUCCUGACCGAGGCCUUGACCGAUCAUUAGAAGAGUAAGUGUGCACAGGACCUGGAGUGUAGCCAUGUUCACAGUGAGAUUUGAGGACGUGAGGAAACUGAUACUAAACUUGGUUAUUAAUAAGACAUGGUGGCACCAAAAAUAAAGAGUUUUCAUCUGUAAAUGAGUUUUAUAUGAAUACUGCACUGAAAUGAACUAGCUCUAAGGACACCCAGUACUGUACUGUAAUAGUGUUUUGUUCCUCCUCUCAUUUUGUAAUAUUUGAAAUCAGAGCUAAGGCCUCAUCCUUAGCUCAGCAAGCACAGUGCACUGAUCUCAGUCAUCACCUACAUUCUGUGUUGUCAAAGUCGAAAUUCUCUUGCUUGUUGCUUUUUCAUGUACAUUUAUUACAAACUGUGGGUUAAUUGCUAUUGUACCAUAGAAUAUGUAUGCACCAGGAAAAGUAUUUUUUUAUUUACUUUUUCAGACUUUAUUGUUAUAUUUCACAAAUGUUUAAAAGGUUUAUGUGAGAAUAAUUAAAAUGUGUAUGAACUAAACAUGUAAAACUAAAAAUACCUCUCACUCAAUUCACUAUUGUUAAAAUUUUAUCCUGUUUGUUUUAUUAUAUAAAGAAGUGUCUUGUGUAA
Messenger RNA from Mastomys coucha (southern multimammate mouse), 3150 nucleotides. RefSeq names its product testis specific 10 (gene Tsga10). The record is from RefSeq and is a predicted model, not a curated record. The coding region runs from base 13 to 2562 and encodes 849 amino acids. Lineage: Eukaryota; Metazoa; Chordata; Mammalia; Rodentia; Muridae. The transcript has 18 exons.